Molecule: messenger RNA, 1272 nt
Organism: Adineta steineri
Lineage: Eukaryota; Metazoa; Rotifera; Eurotatoria; Adinetida; Adinetidae
Source: the annotation of a GenBank genome assembly
AUGACAAAUGAUGGAAAUGUUACAGCCAAACAAGAUUUAAUAUGUCAUUUUAAACGAAUAUAUGAAGGAAAUACAGCUGAACAAAGAGUAAUCGAAGAAUUUGAAAACGAGUAUCGACCAGACAAAGCCGUUUGGUGGUAUUCUCGUCCAAGUUUCCUUUAUCAUACGCUUAAUAAAGCGCUUCGUGAAUCUAAUUACGAAGUCCUCUUAGCACUUCGUUUUUAUAUUAAUGAUUUAUAUGAGCAAUUAAAAUUUGAACAUGAAAAAUUUUUAAACUCAUACAACAACGAUGACGAUCCUAUUCUAAGAGUAUAUCGAGGUCAAGCAAUAUCUAACCAAGAACUAUAUUAUAUUCGUAAAAAUGUUGGACAAUAUAUAUCAAUGCAAAGUUUUUUAAGCACAAGUGUUACUCGUGAAACUGCUCUCUUCUUUGCACAAGCUAGUGCAAUUCCUUCGGAUGAGAAAACACGCAUAGUAUUCCAGUUUAAUAUUGAUACACAUAUGAAUAAUACAAAACCAUAUGAACAUGAACAAACUUGGUUUAGUAUACUUUCACUUUGCAGUGGCGAUGAAUACGAGCUGAAAGAUUUAAUGAAAGAAAUGAAAGAAGAAGUAGAAGCAGGAAUUGGAUCACUUGGAUAUUUAUUAUAUAACCAAGGAGAAUACGAAAAAGCAACGAAUUAUUUUCAACAGUUAUUAUUACAUCCAACAACUGAUAUCUUCGACAAAGGACAAUGCUAUCGAGGACUUGGUGCUAUUGACAUAGCACUUAAAGAUUAUGAUAGUGCCUUGGAAAAUUUUCAAAAAGAAUUUGAUCUAUAUACUGAAGAGGAUGAUCAAGAGAAUAUUGCAACAACGUACGCAAAGAUUGGGGAAGUAUACUUCUUCAAAAAAGACUUCGAUUCAGCUCUUUCAUAUGAACACAAAGCACUUAAUAUUCUUUUGUCUUUAGAUAGUUUCGAAAUAUCGGAUAUUUAUCGUACAAUAGCUAACGUUUAUCAUGAUAAAGAAGAUUUUAAUGUAGCUCUUGAAUAUUAUGAAAAAGCACUUGAAGUUGAUCGUCAGUAUCUUCCACAAAAUCAUUAUAACUUUGGAAUUACUUAUGAAUGUAUCGGUUCCAAUUAUCAAAACAGUCAUGAUUGUGCCAAAGCUGUAGAAUACUUUUUAAAAGCUCGUGAAGUCUACUUAAAAUCAUUACCACCUACACAUUCACGUAUUAUAACUUUGGAACAAAGUAUCAACGAAGCAAAAACUGAACAGAAUAGUAAUUAA